CACAACUCUGGCUCACACGUUUUAUGCCGGACAAUGGAGUACCCGUUCAUUUAUGACACCCUUCUAUGGGUGUUUUCAGUGUUAAUUGACUUCUUCUUUCGUGAAGUUCGCACGCGUGGAACUUUUCGUGUUCCUCGAAAAGGACCUUUGAUUCUUGUCGCCGCUCCUCAUGCAAAUCAGUUUGUGGAUCCUGUCAUUUUCAUGCGUCAGUUGCGACGCGAAACUGGUCGCCGGAUUUCGUUUCUGAUUGCUGCAAAAUCAAUGCGAAUGAAGUUUAUUGGUACAAUGGCGAAGGCGUUUGGUGCAAUUCCUGUUGAAAGAGCUCAGGAUUUGGCUAAAAAGGGUGCUGGUACCAUUCGAAUUGGUGAUGAUCCAUGCUCCAUCGUCGGAAACGGUACCGAAUUCACGAAUUACAAGAUUGGCUACACCAUAAUUCUUCCCAACAAUGCCGGAACAUCGGAAAUUAUGAGUAUUGAGGAUGAUACGCAUGUGCGUAUCAAACGCCCAUUCCGUUCAUCUGCUUCAGAGAAACUUCGGAGUGGGGAAUCCAACUUCAAGAUAGCACCGAAGAUUGACCAACGCCAAGUGUUUGAAAGCGUGUACCACCGACUGCUGCAUGGCAGUUGCGUUGGUUUGUUUCCCGAAGGUGGUUCUCAUGAUCGCCCUGAGAUGCUGCCUUUGAAGGCCGGUGUUGCCAUUAUGGCCCUUGGCACUUUGGCCAAGGACCCCAAUUGCGGUUUGACUAUUGUUCCUUGUGGCAUGAAUUACUUCCAUCCACACCGUUUUCGUUCCCGUGCCGUCUUAGAGUUUGGUGCACCAUUUUCCAUCCCCUCAGAGCUUGUGGAAAUGUACAAGAGCGGCGAGCGGCGAGAAGCGAUUCAGCGUGUGCUGGAUCUCGUGUAUGAUGCAUUGCUUUCCGUGACCGUUCAGGCUCCAGACUUUGAGACGCUUAUGGUUAUCCAAGCAUGUCGUCGCCUGUACCGUCCGGAUCAUGUUUACAUGUCACUCCCACGUGUUGUAGAUUUAAACAGAAAACUGAUUAUUGGCUAUAACCGUUGCAAGGAUGAUCCUCGUGUACAACAUUUGCGUGAUCGCAUUUUAUUGUACAACCGUCAGCUCUACCGGCUUGGCAUUCGUGAUCACCAAGUUUCUAAGUUCAAGUACAAUCGUUUUCGCAUAUUGUAUCAGCUCAUUUACCGUUGCUGUUGGCUUACGAUUAUGGCGUUGGGUGCUCUUCCUGGAUGCAUCCUUUUCUCUCCAGUAUUCAUCGCUGCCAGUCGUAUCAGUCAUAAGAAAGCUCAGCAAGCACUCAAGUCUUCCACCGUCAAGAUUCAAGGUCGCGACGUCCUGGCUACCUGGAAGCUUCUUGUUGCUUUAGGUUUUGCACCCGUGUUGUAUACGUUUUAUGCUGCUCUUUGCGAAUGGAUUAUAUAUCACUAUAAUCUCGUACCGCACUCCAGUUGGCUUAUGUAUGCAACACCGUUUUUUUCCGCGAUCCUCUUUCCCAUGGUAACUUAUGCUGCUCUUCGUUUUGGUGAGGUCGGUGUUGAUACGUACAAAUCGAUUCGUCCGUUGUUCCUGGCACUGAAUCCGCGAACUGCUAAUGCUGUUUAUGUGAUACAGCGAGAACGUGAAGAGCUUGUUAAGCAAUGUACUGAGGUAUUCAACUCGCUUGCUCCUGACCUGUUCCCUGAAAUGGACGUUCCUCGUCUCAUCACCCCAGGCACAACUGGGUCUGCUGAGGACAGUGAUUCAGAGCUGCCUUCCCGUUUCCAUCGCCGUUUGAGCUCAUCUGUUGCUUCUGACGUGGAUAACCUUUCUCAGCUUCAUGAUCUUGACUCUCCACCUUCUUCGGAUGCGGUGGAGAAUAACAACUCGACUGUCAAGCCAGGAAACGUUUACUUGUUUUCCCCGUCACCUGCAGUAAGAGAGCCAGGUGCUCAAAUGACGGAGGAUGAAGCUCGUCUUAUUCGCACUGCUCAUCGUGAACGUAUGGGCCUUCGUUUCCGACAACUUGGUGCCCGCGACCUUAUGAAUAAUGAAGUUUUUAGUGAGUCAGAUGAUGAUUUGAGUAGCUAGGUUUAUCCUAACUAGCUGCCUCGUAUACUCGUUUUUUUUCCUUGUUUUGGGAUUCACGAGCACAUCCUCUUUCUCAAUGUACAACAGUCCUGUGUACAACAAUUUCUGUGUAUUGUUGUAAUUUAUGUUCCUCCUCUUGUUUGUCUCAUUUCUCCAACACAGGAGAUCUGUCUUAAUGUGUCGUCGGCAAAAGCACGGCUCGCUUGUUCUGUACGAGUCAUUUUUGUGCCUCGCGUCCCAGCAAUAAUUUUCUGUGUGUAGUCUUUUUUUGACUGUCUUGCUUCUCAGUUGCUUCUAUUUAAAAUAUCCUGCACAAGUGCAAGAGCGUUGCAUUCGAUUUUUUCUAAUGAAUGCACAAGUCUCGUAAAUGACGAGUUCAUUAUCAAAGUUUUAUUUAUUUUCUUCAUUUUCCGUAGUAAUGUACUUGUGUAUUCUAAUGCAUAAACGGUAAGCACAUGAAUGUCUUGUUUGUAGU
Schizosaccharomyces japonicus yFS275 is the source of this 2554-nucleotide messenger RNA. Its product is annotated as glycerol-3-phosphate O-acyltransferase. The record is from RefSeq and is a predicted model, not a curated record. Bases 34 to 2079 code for a protein of 681 amino acids. Lineage: Eukaryota; Fungi; Ascomycota; Schizosaccharomycetes; Schizosaccharomycetales; Schizosaccharomycetaceae. The transcript is spliced from 3 exons. Gene Ontology annotation, molecular function: acyltransferase activity.